AUGGCGGCUGCCGAGACAGCUAUGGCGUCGUCGUCUUUGUCUUUGGAAACAGAUACAACUCCAGUCCUUGAAAACUCAGGAACAGCCGCAGCAACGGCUGCGAUCUCUCCAGCGACGGCUGCAGCCGCGACGGCCGAAGCAGCGGCCGCGGCGGGAUCGGAAGGCGGGGACGCCAAGUCCGCUAUGGCUAAUAAGCUGCUGUCCCUGAACGGCGUGUUCGCCGUUCACAAGCCCAAAGGGCCCACUUCAGCCGAGCUGCUGAAUCGGCUGAAGGAGAAGCUGCUGGCAGAAGCUGGGAUGCCUCUUCCAAAAUGCAACAAGAGGAAAAAGCAGACUUUCAAAAUUGGGCAUGGCGGAACUCUAGACAGUGCGGCCAAAGGAGUUCUGGUGGUUGGAGUUGGAAGGGGAACAAAAAUGUUGACCAAUAUGCUGUCAGGGACCAAGAGGUAUAUUGCCAUUGGAGAGCUGGGAAAAGCUACUGAUACACUAGAUUCUACAGGGAAAAUAACGGAAGAAAAGCCUUAUGAUAAAAUAACACAAGAAGAUAUUGAAGGUAUUCUACAGAAAUUUACUGGGAAUAUAAUGCAAGUACCCCCCCUCUAUUCGGCAUUAAAGAAAGAUGGACAGAGACUUUCAACGUUGAUGAAGAGAGGUGAAGCAGUAGAAGCAAAACCUGCCAGGCCAGUUACUGUGUACAGUAUUUCCCUUCAGAAAUUCCAGCCACCAUUUUUCACACUAGAUGUUGAAUGUGGAGGAGGAUUCUAUAUCAGAAGCUUGGUCAGUGACAUUGGCAAAGAGCUCUCGUCCUGCGCCAAUGUGCUGGAGCUGACGCGAACCCAACAGGGGCCCUUUACACUGGAAGACCAUGCCCUGCCUGAGGAGAAGUGGACCAUUGAUGACAUUGCACAGGCUCUGGAGCUCUGCUCGGCACUUCUCCCAGCAGAGCCAGGACUUAAAAAGCCCAAACCUGAGGAGUCGAAGGAACCCGCUUUGAGCUGCGAGUGUAUAUCAUUAAAUGAGGUUAAGGGAGAUGAUGCAAUUCAGACAUGUUAAGAUUGGCCUGG
Chrysochloris asiatica (Cape golden mole) is the source of this 1064-nucleotide messenger RNA. RefSeq names its product TruB pseudouridine (psi) synthase family member 1 (gene TRUB1). Gene Ontology annotation, biological process: mRNA pseudouridine synthesis; tRNA modification. Bases 1 to 1053 code for a protein of 350 amino acids. The transcript is spliced from 9 exons. Gene Ontology annotation, cellular component: mitochondrion. The record is from RefSeq and is a predicted model, not a curated record. NCBI's taxonomy places the organism in Eukaryota, Metazoa, Chordata, Mammalia, Afrosoricida, Chrysochloridae. Gene Ontology annotation, molecular function: pseudouridine synthase activity; RNA binding.